Messenger RNA from Brassicogethes aeneus, 702 nucleotides. The record is from the annotation of a GenBank genome assembly. NCBI's taxonomy places the organism in Eukaryota, Metazoa, Arthropoda, Insecta, Coleoptera, Nitidulidae.
UAAAACUCAACGUAUUAUUUGGUAUAUUUUUAAAUGGUAGAAUUAUUUAUUAAAAUGGAAGACAAGCUUUUGGACGAUGAAAAACAGACAUUCGUGUUUGGUUUUAGCACGACCGAGUUGGUGGAAAGCGUGAGGUUAUUGAUGUCAGAUUCCCACCAAAUUGUUUUAAAAAGUGUGCAGGAAAAAUUAAAGAAUGAAGAUAGGGUACUCGAUGAUAGCAAAAUCCAAGAAAUACAUGAUCUGUUUUUAAGAAAAGCUGAAGAACCUUUAAAAAAAUUUGAAAAUGAAGUGCGAACUGUUAUGGCGAUAGAAAGUAAAGAAGAAGAUACCAUAGAAGAAUACACUGAUGAAGACGUACAUAAGUUAAAACUGGAAAACGAGGAACUUGAUAAAGAAUAUUUAAGGGAAAAAUUAUUUCUUUUGAAGUGCAAACAAAGAAAGCAAGAAUUUGAUCAACACAUUAAACCUGUGUAUGAACAAACACAACAAUUAAUAAACAGUUAUAAAAAUGAGCUGGAUCAAAAUUUAUAUGAUGCUAUAAAUUUACUAAAACUCACCAAUGAGCAAGAAGACUGCAUUAGAACUGAAUUAAAAGACCACGAAGACUUGGAGUUAUUUAAAAUGGAUUACAAACCGAAAAAUCCACCAAAUUUGUUUUAACUAUUGGAUUGCAUUGUAUUUUCUCUUGUAUUUAUAUUAAUA